Thrips palmi is the source of this 1751-nucleotide messenger RNA. It is a transcript of the gene arg, whose product is annotated as arginase, hepatic. The record is from RefSeq and is a predicted model, not a curated record. Gene Ontology annotation, molecular function: manganese ion binding; arginase activity. Lineage: Eukaryota; Metazoa; Arthropoda; Insecta; Thysanoptera; Thripidae. Gene Ontology annotation, cellular component: cytosol; cytoplasm; nucleus. The transcript has 9 exons. Bases 477 to 1538 code for a protein of 353 amino acids.
CUCCCGGCGUGUUGUUGCAGUGCGCCUCGAUAACCCCGCUGAAAGAAGACGAGGGACUGCGUCGGAUCGACCUUGACCGCCCCGUCGUCUCCAAAGCGCGAUAGAGCGAGAGGUGGCGUCACGGUUUUCACAGUCCGCCAAAAAUGUCAGAAGAAAGAAAAGCUUGUCUUUCGGCUGAGUAAUCCCUGAGGAGGGCCUGUCUUUCCGGCCUCCCUUGUGUGUGACGGUGAGGAAAGCCCGUCGCCGGCGUGCUGAUGUCGUGCCGUGCUGCGGCGUGCUGCGUUGCUAGGCGACCGGUGACGUCGGUCACUCGACGUCACAAUGAUGCGUUUUUGUUUUUCACCACCGCGCGGUCUCUGCGGUCCAAGACCGAGGGACCGAGGGCAGCCCGCCAGUGUGCCAGUGUGCGGCAGGGCAUGGAGCAGGCCGAGGCGGCCGACAACGAGACCGGGACUAAUUAAAGGCAGACCGCAGCCAUGUGGGUGAGCAGCACGGUGCGGCCGCUGACGGGCCUAGCGGGGCUCUGGACGGCGACGCGGAGCUUGUCCAGCAGGACGGCCAGCAAGAAGAUCGGCAUCCUCGGCGUCCCCUUCGAGAAGGGCCAGAGGAACCAGGGCGUGAGCGGCGGGCCGCGCGCCAUCCGGGAGGCCGGCCUGGCACACGCGCUGCGAGCUUUGGGCCACGAUGUCGAGGACUUCGGCGACGUCUCGUACGACCACAUCCCGGACCUGGUGGGCCCCGAGAACAUGGACAAGUACCAGCACGUGGUGGCCUGCAUGCACCAGGUGUCCACCCUGGCGCGGCGCAUCCACGCUGAGGGCCGCGUCUGCCUGGCGCUGGGCGGCGACCACUCCGUGACCAUCGGCACCGUGGACGCCACCGUCAACGCGCACGAGGACGUGGCCGUCAUCUGGGUGGACGCGCACGCCGACCUGAACACGCCGGCCACGUCGCCGUCGGGCUCGGCCCACGGCAUGCCCGUGGCCCUGCUGGCCAAGGACCUGUCCGACUACUGGCCGUACCUGCCCGGCAUGGACUGGCAGGUCCCAAAACUUCCGCUCAGCAAUCUCGCCUACAUCGGCCUGCGAUCCGUGGACGAGUUUGAGAGGCUGACGAUGGAGAAGUUCAACGUGUGCGCGUUCGGCAUGCAGGACGUGGAGAGCCUGGGCAUCACGGGCACGGUGGAGCUGGCGCUGCGGCACGUGGACCCGCACAAGCGGCGCGCCAUCCACCUCAGCUUCGACAUCGACGCCCUGGACUCGCUCGAGGCGCCCAGCACCGGCUGCCCGGUGCGCGGCGGGCUGACGCUGCGCGAGGCCAUCCACAUCAUGGAGAAGGUGCACGAGACGGGGCGGCUGGCCGCCGUGGACCUGGUGGAGGUGAACCCCAACCUGGGCAGCGCGCGCGACGUGCAGACCACGGUGCAGGCCGCGCUGCAGGUGCUGCUGGCCGCCUUCGGCCACUCGCGGCUCGGCAACAUGCCGCGCUCCGCCGAGAUCCCCCUCACCAAGGGCGCCACCCUCAAGCGGGACGCGUAGCGCGCGAAGCGCCGAUCCGGACCUAUCAUUGUUGUUUGUGCCACUUUUCCGUUCCGAGAAAAGCGAGUGAAUGUGUAUGACUGCCGUGCAGUCCUCAAACAGUGUACCUGUUGCGGCGGCAGCCGCCUCUUAGCCUAUUGUUCUCUGCUCUUCGUGGUCGAGAGGAAGGCAGUGAAAUGUGACAAUAAACAAGACUAGCGGUUUCUCUUCUAA